Molecule: messenger RNA, 390 nt
Organism: Medioppia subpectinata
Lineage: Eukaryota; Metazoa; Arthropoda; Arachnida; Sarcoptiformes; Oppiidae
Source: the annotation of a GenBank genome assembly
GCGCGGCCCGUUGUCGUCGCCCGUCAGCGACCGAUCGGUACGUUUGCGCCCCAACGCGUCCAGUCGUUCCGAAAACGGGGCGGCCUUACAGGUGCUCAACAACUCUUUGAACCGCAGGUUCGCCAAGAAGUGCCCAAUUCUAUACAGGAUAUCCAGCAAUCGGUGCAAACAUCGCAACCACUCGUCACACCAGCCGUCGGCACAAAGACCGCAAGCGUUUGCACAUUACCCGCAGUGAGACCGGUGUCACCCCUAUUGGGCGCCGCCAGUCCUCAGUUUGCGAUCCCCACACCAGGCGUACAGCCAGUGUUCACGCAGUACUUCACCCGCGGUAACGGUCAGGACAUUGAACUACAGCCCCAGUCGGCGCCCCUAAGCCCGCCCUCUAAU